Juglans regia (Persian walnut) is the source of this 11581-nucleotide messenger RNA. Its product is annotated as chromatin structure-remodeling complex protein SYD. Gene Ontology annotation, biological process: positive regulation of transcription by RNA polymerase II. Gene Ontology annotation, molecular function: histone binding; DNA binding; ATP binding. The record is from RefSeq and is a predicted model, not a curated record. Lineage: Eukaryota; Viridiplantae; Streptophyta; Magnoliopsida; Fagales; Juglandaceae. Gene Ontology annotation, cellular component: nucleus. The transcript has 36 exons. Bases 151 to 11274 code for a protein of 3707 amino acids.
CUCCGAUGCGAUUAGAAGCCCCAUUUCUUAGCGAGGGUUUACAAUUGGGCAGAAGCACUCUAUGUGGCUGACCUGCUCUUGCGCCUUUCCCGUUACGAUUUCCGGCGGAUUCCGGGUUGGAUCUCCGGUCAGGUGACCAUUUCAAGUGAGAUGGCAGCUUCACAUAAUGUCGAGAUGGAGGCUGCCAAGUUUCUUCAGAAACUUAUUCAAGAAUCAAAAGACGAACCUGCAAAAUUGGCUACAAAACUUUAUGUGAUAUUGCAACAUAUGAAAUCGAGUGGCAAGGAACAUUCAAUGCCAUAUCAAGUAAUAUCAAGGGCCAUGGAGACUGUUAUUGAUCAACAUGGCCUUGACAUUGAAGCUUUGAAGCUAUCACGCCUUCCUUUGACCAGUGGUAAUCAAAUGGGUGAUUCAACAUCUGCUCAGUUUGCUGGGUCAUCACAACCAGGCGGGGUUGCAAAAGAUUCAAAAGUGGGCUUGGCCGAAAAUGAGAUGUCUAAAGUUGACCCAUUUACUUCAAACAGGCCACCUGUUGGCCCAAGCAGUGCAGGACAUGAUUAUUAUCAAGGAUCUGUGGCUCAUCGGAAUAGUCAGUCUUUUGAUCAUGAAAGUCCAUCUAGUUUGGAUUCUAGGUCUGCCAACUCAAAAUCACAAGAAAGGCAGCAGAGAGAUGGUAAAAAAGUCACCACAAAGAGGAAGAGGGGAGAUACAUCAUUACAAGUGGAACAGAAUAUUGAUAACAAACUUGAUACUCGAAACGCUGGUGUCAAUCCAAGGAAGGGGAAGAUGAACAAGGUUGAACCACCUGCGAGUCUUUCAGUUAAAGGGGGUGAGAAUACCAACUUUAAUGUGGUUCCAAGUAGUGGCCAAAUGGAACAUUUUGCAUCUUUGUCUGGUAGCAUGAGACCAACGCUUAGAGCCAAGCAAGAGGGCCAGCAUAUGAUAGAAAAGCAGAUGGAGUCGGCAAAUAUAAGCAAUUCAAUGCGGUUUUCUUCUAAUGUUGCUCCUGGUAAUAUGACAGCGGAGAUUCCGACACAGCAGUCAACAGCUCCGUCUCUUGGAACAAGUGCUUUUGGAAAGGUUCAGGGAGGGAUGCCUGUUGCCUCUAGCUCUUAUCCGGCAGUAGACCCAGGAUUCUCAAGUCCAAUGCAAUUCAGUGGUUCUUUGGGGCCUGGAGUAGGAAGUUCUAACAUAUCAGUCGAUGCGAACAAGAGUGGCAGGCAAAACAGUGUUUCAGAAAUGAGUAUGCUUAGGGGUGGGGCUACUAGAGAUACAGGGAAAGCUCCACUUCCCCAUGCUCCCAUGGCCUCUGGCAUGCCUUUCAGAGAACAACAGUUGAAACAGCUUAGAGCCCAGUGCCUUGUCUUUUUAGCAUUCAGAAAUGGUUUGUUGCCAAAGAAGCUGCAUCUUGAAAUUGCACUUGGAAAUUUCUUCCCUAAAGAAGGUGGCAAUACAGAUGGACCUUGCAAGGAGCUGAUUGACCAUAAGGGGAAAGCUCAGUCUUUGAAUGAGCCAAGUAGCAAUCCUGAUGUUAUGAUGCCGUUUGUAAGGCCCAACACAGCAAGGGAAACUGAUCUAAUCCCUCCAGUUGCCUCAUCUACUGGAAGACUCAUGGAGGCUGACUCCUUCCCAAAAGAAGGUGAGAGUCUAAAAGUGUCAGAGGACAAAAAUGGUCCAACUUCUGACAUUUCUGUACUUGCAGAGGAAAAGAAACAUGUUAUAGUUGCGAGAAAACCUGAGGCUGUAACACAUAGUCAGGAAAUAGCAGCUUCACAGGCAUAUCUAAGCAUGGGAUCACAGCACCCAGAUUCUUUCGAUAUGAGGGGGGCAUUUGCUGUUAGUAAUCCUGUGGAAGAUGUUGAGAUUGGCCAUCAGCAAGUUGGAAGAGCUAACCUAGCUGCUUCUACAAUGGGCAUCAAUAAGCAUAUGAACCCAGAGAUAAGUAGCUGGACUGGAAUUGGCAUUCAUAAUGAAGUUUCUAGAGGUCCCUUACUGGCCCCUUCUCCUCAGUAUGAAUCCAUGCCAGAAAGAAAAGAUGGAGUUGACAACGAUCAUCAAACUGCAAUUCAAAUGAAGGAUGCCAAUGUGAUGUCAAAAAUACAAGAUGAGGAAGAUCAGUCAGUAUUUGCUGAUAUGUCACCUUCUCCAAAGUACACCAUGUCAGAAAAAUGGAUUAUGGAUCAGCAGAAAAAGAAACUCCUAGUUGAGCAAAGUUGGGCACUAAAACAGCAAAAGGCAAAGCAAAGAAUUGCCACUUGUUUUCACAAAUUAAAGGAAAAUGUGAGCUCAUCUGAAGAUAUAUCUGCAAAAACCAAAAGUGUCAUAGAACUGAAAAAACUGCAACUGCUGGAUCUUCAACGCCGUCUCAGGAGGGAUUUUCUGAAUGAUUUCUUCAAACCAAUUACAACUGAAAUGGAUCGCUUGAAAUCAUGUAAGAAACAUAAACAUGGUAGGAGGAUAAAACAAAUUGAAAAGUUUGAGCAGAAAAUGAAGGAAGAGCGACAAAAGAGAAUUCGUGAGAGGCAAAAGGAGUUCUUCAGUGAGAUUGAAGUUCACAAGGAAAGACUCGAUGAUGUAUUCAAAAUUAGGAGAGAACGUUGGAAAGGUUUUAAUAAGUAUGCGAAGGAGUUCCAUAAAAGAAAGGAACGCAUUCAUCGGGAAAAGAUUGAUAGAAUCCAGCGUGAAAAGAUUAACUUAUUGAAGAUCAAUGAUGUGGAGGGGUAUCUGCGAAUGGUGCAGGAUGCCAAAUCAGAUCGUGUUAAGCAACUUCUCAAGGAGACAGAGAAGUAUCUUCAAAAGCUUGGAUCCAAGCUGCAGGAGGCUAAGUCUGUGGCAGGACGCUUUGAGCAUGAUAUGGAUGAGAUAGGAACUUCAAGUGUUGUUGAGAAGAGUGAAAGUAUUUUUGAAAAUGAAGACGAAAGUGAUCAAGCAAAGCAUUAUAUGGAAAGCAAUGAGAAGUACUAUUUGAUGGCUCAUAGUAUAAAAGAGAACAUUGCCGAGCAGCCGUCUUCCCUUCUGGGAGGAAAACUGAGGGAGUAUCAAAUGAAUGGACUAAGGUGGUUGGUUUCACUUUACAACAACCAUUUGAACGGAAUUCUUGCUGAUGAAAUGGGCCUCGGUAAAACUGUUCAGGUUAUUUCUCUAAUAUGUUACCUCAUGGAAACCAAAAACGAUAGAGGGCCUUUUCUUGUGGUCGUUCCUUCUUCAGUUCUACCUGGAUGGGAGUCAGAAAUCAACUUCUGGGCCCCUGGUGUACUCAAAAUCGUCUAUGCUGGGCCUCCUGAGGAGCGGCGUAAACUAUUUAAGGAAAAAAUUUUUCAUCGGAAAUUCAAUGUCCUUUUGACAACAUAUGAGUAUCUGAUGAAUAAGCAUGAUAGACCAAAACUAAGUAAAAUAGAUUGGCAUUAUAUUAUAAUUGAUGAGGGUCACCGCAUAAAGAAUGCUUCUUGUAAAUUGAAUGCUGAAUUGAAGCACUAUCAGAGCUCUCACCGAUUGCUGUUAACUGGAACUCCACUACAGAACAAUCUCGAGGAAUUGUGGGCACUACUUAAUUUCUUGUUGCCUAAUAUUUUUAAUUCUUCGGAGGACUUUUCUCAAUGGUUCAACAAACCGUUUCAGAGUAAUGGUGAUAAUUCGCCUGAUGAAGCCUUACUGUCUGAGGAGGAGAAUCUUUUGAUCAUAAACCGACUUCACCAAGUACUUCGGCCAUUUGUACUUCGGAGGCUGAAACACAAGGUUGAAAAUCAGCUGCCUGAAAAGAUUGAGAGACUUAUAAGAUGUGAGGCCUCUGCAUAUCAGAAGCUUUUGAUGAAGAGAGUUGAAGAAAAUCUUGGUUCUAUUGGAGCUUCAAAGGCUCGAACUGUCCACAACUCUGUUAUGGAGCUCCGCAAUAUAUGCAAUCAUCCAUAUCUCAGUCAACUUCAUGCAGAGGAGGUUGAUAAUUUAAUACCUCAGCAUUAUCUGCCACCGAUUAUUAGACUGUGUGGGAAGCUUGAGAUGCUUGAUCGGUUACUACCCAAACUUAAAGCAACAGAUCAUCGGGUUCUUUUCUUUUCCACAAUGACUAGGCUGCUUGAUGUCAUGGAGGAAUAUCUUAAUUUGAAACAAUAUCGGUACCUUCGAUUGGAUGGGCAUACAUCUGGGGGUGAUCGUGGUGCCCUUAUAGAUCUGUUCAACCGACAGGAUUCGCCCUUUUUUAUUUUUCUGCUCAGUAUUCGAGCUGGUGGUGUUGGAGUGAAUCUUCAAGCUGCUGAUACUGUGAUCAUAUUCGACACUGACUGGAAUCCACAGGUGGAUCUGCAAGCGCAGGCGAGGGCUCAUAGAAUUGGCCAGAAGAGAGAGGUGCUUGUUCUUCGAUUUGAAACUGUCCAAACUGUUGAAGAACAAGUAAGAGCUGCAGCUGAGCACAAACUGGGAGUUGCGAAUCAAAGCAUUACUGCUGGUUUCUUUGACAAUAAUACAAGUGCUGAAGAUCGGAGAGAGUACUUGGAGUCCCUCCUGCGGGAGUGUAAGAAAGAGGAAGCUGCACCUGUACUAGAUGAUGAUGCCCUAAAUGAUAUCAUAGCCCGCAGUGAAUCAGAGAUUGAUGUAUUUGAAUCAGUUGACAAACAAAGGCGGGAGCAAGAGAUGGCGACAUGGAAGAAAUUGGUAUGUGGACAGGGGAUGGAUGCUUCUGAUCCUUUACCUCUCCCGCCUGCUCGCCUUGUUACAGAUGACGACUUGAAAGAAUUUUGUGAAGCAAUGAAGAUAUUUGCAGUGCCAAAGGCUGGGGUAGUAUCUAACGUCGGGGUAAAGCGGAAGAGUGGUUAUCUUGGAGGUCUUGAUACUCAACAUUAUGGACGGGGCAAACGGGCUAGAGAGGUGCGUUCUUAUGAAGAGCAAUGGACUGAAGAGGAAUUUGAGAAGAUUUGUAAGGUUGACUCCCCUGAAUCUCCCAAACCAAACGAAGAAGGGAUGCAGACAAAGUUUGCAAUAGAUUCUAGUAGGUCUGUGGGGGCUGUUAUUAGCUUUGAACCUCAUGCUCCAACCCCACUGCCCCCACUGCCCCCACCACCCCCACCACCACCAUCUGGGGAUCCUCCCAUUUUGCAGCAGAGCAAAGAGGUAACACAGCCUUCAAAACGGGGCCGAGGAAGGCCGAAAAGAGCAACAUUGGAUAAGUCGCCAGUUGCCAUGGUUCCUUUAGCACCUCCUGGGCCUGUCGAAAUGACAAAUACAAUAUCAGGUUCUGAUUUGUUACCUGGUUCUACUAUAGGGGAGGGUACAAGUGGAACCAUGCAUCAUAUUGGUGUAGGGAUUACACCUAGCUCUCAGCCUGCCACUGUUUUACCUCCUGUUACUCCUGGCUCUGAACCAACUGUUGCUUCCCCUUCUGUAUCCAUUCAAGUAAAAGGACAAGGUCGGAAAACUCAAAGUGGAGUCGAAACCCCCCGGCGUAGGGGAAAGAAACCAGGGCUGGUAGCACCUGCUAUGCCUGAUGGUUUAGUUGGUCCUGAUCCAAGACUAAAUGAGCAAUCACAAAUUCAAACCCUAAAUCCAUCUGGGAGUCAAGCCAUUGCCAUGAGUGGAAAUAUAUCUGACCAUACUUCAGAUUCUUUGCCUGGUUCUGCUGCCUUAACAUGUUCCGCUGGAACUGAUCAGCAUUCUGAUGUGGGGAUUGCUUUGAAUUCUCAGGCAAUCCCCCCUUUGCCUUCUGCUUCAUUGGUUUCUCAAUCCACCCCACCUUGUCCUUCUGUACCCAUGCAAAUUAGAGCUCAAAGCCAAAAGACUCCAAGUGGAGUAGGAGUGCCUCGGCGUAGGGGGAGGAAACCAGCAAUGGUUUCACCUGCAGUUUCAGGUGUGUUGGCUGGCCAGGAUUCAAAACCAAAUGCACAUUCACAGGAUAAAUCUGGUUAUUCAGAGCUUAUUAAGAAAGAGAAUAAUGCUCAGGAAACGACAACUGUUGUCCAGGAGCAUACAUGUCAUCCACCUGAUGGUGUUUCUGGUCAGGAUAAAAAAUUAAGUGAACAGCUGGAUAAUUUUGCCCAAGCCAAGCAGAUAACAGGUUCAUCAACAAUGCAAGAAAAUACUGCCAGAUUGCCAGGGAAUGCCUCAGGGAAAACUCAAAAUACUGGUGUGUGUGAGAAGCAACCUGUGCCAGUUGAGGUUUUGUCUGAAAAUGUUUUGUCAAAACCGAAACUUAGUGAGCUUUGGAAUAGCCCAGGUGGGGUUGUUCCAAGUGUAACUCUAUCAAGUAAUACUGUUGUUGAGACGAUAAAAAGCUAUAGUUCAGAGGAUAAAAGCCAUCCGGUGGUGUCAGCUUCGAAUGCUGCAGCUCCAGUUUUUGGUCUUCCAGCUGAUUCCUUCUCUAGCUCUCCUUCCAUGGAAGGCCUUAGUAUGACAGUGCCUAAUGUUGCUGCCAAGAUUGCUCCUAAUCCUGAGUCAAAUGCUUCUUAUGCUUAUGUUGCCCCAGCCUCUCAAUCUAUCCCUCCUUGCCCUUCUGAACCUAUGCAAAUCAAAAGGCAAGGUCGUAAGACUCCAGCCAGAGUAGAGGCAACCCGGCGUAGAGGAAAGAAACAUCCUCUAGCAGCACCUGCUGUUCCUGAUGGUUCGCUUGGUCAGGAUCAAAAAUUAAGUCUGCAAUCACAGAAUAGAUCUGGGGAUUCGAUGGGGACCAAAGCCAUUUCCCUGAGAGGUAAGCAGGGAACUGAUGUGCAGGAACCAAGCGUUGUUAUUCAAGCUCCAGCAUGUGAAGUCCAUUCACCUGGAGGUUUAACUGUUCAUGAUCCAAAAAGAAAAGAGCGAUCAGCCAAUGCUACCCAAAAUAAGCAGCCAACCAGCUCAUCAGCAAAGCUUGACAGUGGUUCUGGGACUUCAGAUAAGACGUCUGCUUUAGGUCGAAUUCAGACUGCUAAUGUGAAUGAUGUUGCUCGUGUGAUGAAGGAGGUUUUUUCAGGAUCUUGCUCUCCAAAAACUCGAAUUGUCGAGUCAUUUGGAAGUGAAGGGAGGGAUCCCCCAAAAUUAGCUGUAUCGAGUAAAACCUCAGUGGAGGUAACCAAAAUUGAGAGGUCGGAGGAUAAAGCAUGUUCAGCUUUGCCAACCAUGGAAAAAACACCUCCAGCUUUUGUUGAAGAGCAAUUGGAGACUAAAGGUGAGGGGAAAGUCGACGAUGACAAGGCUUCUGUUGUGAGUGAGAGCCUUGUUCCCAUGACCAAUGGAGACCAACCUCAGAACAAUUAUGCUUCUGGCUCCAUUGGUGAGGUGGAAGAUUCAGGACAGCUUUCUAAUGAAAACUCAACUUCGCCAAAUAAAACAGAGAGCAUUUGUGCGGCUCCUCUCAAUGCUGGCCAAAAGAAUGUUGAUGCUUGCCCGAGAACACCUCAGGAUGGUGAUCUUCCUGGAUUUAGCACUGGGGCCUCUAGCGAUCAGGUUUAUUCAUCUUCGAUAUGUCCAGUAGAGGUGGAGCCUCCUGUUGCAUUUGAUAAUGAUUCUACUGAAAAACCAGGGUCUUCUGAUGAUAUUAACUGCCCACCUCAGGAUGGUGAUCUUCCUGGAUUUAGCACUGGGGCCUCUAGCGAUCAGGUUUAUUCAUCUUCGAUAUGUCCAGUAGAGGUGGAGCCUCCUGUUGCAUUUGAUAAUGAUUCUACUGAAAAACCAGGGUCUUCUGAUGAUAUUAACUGCCCCGAAGGUCUUGGAGUUUUAGGAAAAUCUGAUGAUGUUGGUGGUCAUCUUAGAGGCACCUCACCUAUUUUGGAAACUCCAGAUAACUCAGGCUUAGUAGUGGCUGCUGAUGUGGUUGAGACUGAGAUUGAUUCUGGGAACAAAACUGAGAGUGCUGUUAAAGAAUCUUCUCCUUGUGAUGUCAGAAGCAUUGAGUAUACCACGAGUCCCAUAACCGCUGAUGAUAUUGGUGAUCACUCCAGUGUGGUGGAGCAUCCUGGUGUAACCAAGGGUAAUUCUGAAAACAAUGUAGACCCUUCUCCAAAAGAGUCUCCCAAAUCUUCUCCUCUAGACAUUAAAAGUCUUCAAGGUUCCACACAACUUCCUUUAAGUCGAGAAUAUUCCGACGUUAAUAAUUUUAAUGUGAGUGUUUCUGAUAAGUUCAACUUGCCUUCUGUUGAAGCUAAAGCUACUGAAUGCUCUGGUGGAGCUAUUGUAGAGGGCUUGGAACUUCCCCAAAAAGAUAUUAAUGCUGGAGAUGUUCAGGAACCAGUUGGCACUGCAUCAGGUUAUGGUACUCCAAAAUCAGAUCAGACUCCCUCUGACAAGGGCCAAACAGGUGUUCCAUGUGGUGUUGGUGAAGAAGAAGGGGAAUUUAGGUUGGAGACUGUGCACUCAGUGGUUGCAUCUGCUAAUGCUAAUGAUGUUCCGUUGCCGCCAGAAAUUCAAAGUUCUGGGGCUGACUGUGCUGGGAUUUGCAAUAUGGAAGUGGACCUAACUGAGGGUUUGUCUGAGCACGAUCCAAUUAGCACCUUAGCACUGCCGGAGGAUUCGGAAUGUCCUGAAGCUGAGAUGAGUGAUGCAACUGACGCAUCUCAGGUUUGUGAGAUUUUUCCAGAAAGAAACAUAUCAGGAAACAGUGAUCUGCCUUCAUCGUUCUUGGUGACCGAGGGAAAGGAGGUUGACACCUAUUUGAGUCCACUUGGCAGCUCAUUUGCUGUGGAGGAUUCGAAACGAUCCAAACCUCCAAUGGAUGAUCAAAUGAAUGUUCCUCUGGUUUGUGGGACUGCACCGGUGAGCAUUUUAGAAGACAUGGAUCUGCCUCAAUGUUCCUCAGCUACAGAGGGUAAAAAUAUUGAGAGCUCGUCUGAGAAGGGUCCAGUUGGUAGCAUAAUGGCAAUGGAAGAAUCAAUUGGUUCUAAACCUGAAAGGGAUGAUCAAACAGAUGCUUUUUUGGAUCACGAACUUGUGGCAGGUUCUAAACCUGAAAGGAAUGAUCAAACAGAUGCUUCUUUGGAUCAUGAACUUGUGGCAGGUAACGUUUUAGAAAGUGUGGAUCUGCCUAUAUGUCCAUCAGCAACCGAGAGUGAAAAUGUUGAUGGUUUAUCAGAGAUGGGUCCUGUUGGCAGCUCAGAAGCAGUGAAUGUAUCAAAAGGGUUGGAAGCUGAAGAGGCUCAACAAAUAGAUGUUUCUGAGCACAGUGGGCUUCUACUUGCAAGUAUAUCAGAACAUGUGAUUCUGCCUUCUGUUCCCUUGGAGGAAGAAGACAAAAAGAUCAGCUUUGACAAGGAUCCAGUUACUAGCUCGGUUCCACUGGAGGAAAGUGAUGGUUCUGAAGCUGAAAUGGGUGAUCAAAUGGAGGCAUCACAGGCUUGUCCGAUUGUUCCAGAAAAUACCGUGUCAGAAAACAUGGAUUUGCCUUCAUCUUCUUUAAGAACAGAGAAAGAGGAAACUGAGGGUUUGACUGAGAAGGGUCCAGUUAGCAGCCUGGAAGAAUCAUUUUGUCCUGAAGCUGAGAUGUGUGGUAGAGAUGGUGCAUCUCAGGUUUGUGGGACUCUGCCACAAGAAAAUAUAUCAGAAAACAUUGAUCUGCCUUCAUCGACCAUGGUGGAGGAGAAAAAGGUUGAGGACUCCAAUAUGCGUUCAGUUGGUAGCUCAGCAGCCCUGGAGGAGAAAAAGGUCGAGGACUCCAAUAUGCGUUCAGUUGGUAGUUCAGCAGCCCUGGAGGAAUCAAAAGGAUACAAAGCCAAAAUGGAUGAUCAAAUUAUGGUUUCUCAGGUUUGUGGCAUUGUGCCAGGAAAAGCUUCAGAGAACAUGGAUCUGCCUCAUAGUCCCUCUGCAACAGAAGUUGGAAAUAUUGAGGGCUUAUCUGAGAAGGGUCCAGUUGGCAGCUUAGUAGCAGGGGAGGAAUCAAAUGAUCGGAUGAAUGUAUCUCAGGUUCCUGGGAUUGUGCAUGGAGAAAAUAUAUCUGAAGACAAUAAUCUGUCUUCAUUUUCCAAAGUGACUGAGGAAGAAAAGGUUGAGGACUCCUCUGAUAUGGCUCCAGUUGCCAGCUCAGUGGCACAGGAGGAAACAAACAGAUCUGAAGCUCAGGUUUGUGAGAUUUUGCAAGGGGAAAAUAUGUCAGGAGACAUUCAUCUGCCUUCAUCUUCCAUGGUGCGUGAGAAAGAAAAUAUUGAGAACUCAGAAACAGCUCCAUUUUCCAGCUCAGUGGGAGUGGAGGAAUCAAAAUUGUCUGAGGCUGUGGUCUGUGGGCUUGUGCCAGAAAAUGUUUCAAGAAAUUUGGAUCUGCCUCAAAGUAUCUCAGCAGCAGAGGGUGAAAAUACUGAGGACUUAUCUGAGAAGGGUCCAAUUGGCAGCUUAGUAGCAACUGGGGAAAAAAAUGAUUCUAAACUUGACAUGGUUGAUGAAAUGGAUGCUUCGCCGGUUGAUAAAACUGUGCCCGAAAAUGUUACAAAAAUUUUGGAUCUGCCUCAAAGUAUCGCAGCAGCAGAGGGUGAAAAUUACGAGGGCUUGUCGGAGAAGGGUCCAAUUGGCAGCUUAGUAGCAACUGAGGAAACGAAUGAUUCUAAACCUGAUACCGUCGAUGAAAUAGAUGCUUCGCCGGUUGAUGAAACUGUGCCAGAAAAUGUUUCAAAAAAUUUGGGUCUGCCUCAAAGUAUCGCAGCAGCAGAGGGUGAAGAUAACGAGGGCUUGUCUGAGAAGGGUCCAAUUGGCAGCUUAGUAUCAACUGAGGAAACAAAUGAUUCUAAACCUGAUGCAGUCGUUGAAAUGGAUGCUUCGCCAGUUGAUAAAACUGUGCCAGGAAAUGUUUCAAAAAAUUUGGGUCUGUCUCAAAGUAUCGCAGUAGCAGAGGGUGAGAAUAAAGAGGGCUUGUCUGAGAAGGGUCCAAUUGGCAGCUUGGUAGCAACUGAAGAAGCAAAUGAUUCUAAACCUGACGCGGUCGAUGAAAUGGAUGCUUCGCCGGUUGAUAAAACCGUGUCAGAAAAUGUUUCAAAAAAUUUGGGUCUGUCUCAAAGUAGCACAGCAGCAGAGGGUGAAAAUAACGAGGGCUUGUCUGAGAAGGGUCCAAUUGGCAGCUUAGUAGCAAAUGAAGAAGCAAAUGAUUCUAAACCUGAUGCGGUUGAUGAAAUGGAUGCUUCCCCGGUUCAUAAAACUGUGCCAGACAAUGUUUCAGCGAACAUGGAUUUGCCUGUGUGUUCAUCAGCUGCAGAAAGUGAAAAAGUUGAGAACUCAUCCGAAAAGGCUCCGGCUGAUAGCUCAGAAGAACUGGUUCUCAACUCAUCCGAGAAGGCUCCGGCCGAUAGCUCAGAAGAAGUGGAUAAGUCAAAAUUUUCCAAAGCUGAUGGAGUAUAAAUGUAGAAUUUCCUUGUACAGUUCUUGCUGUCAUUUCCUGCUGAUAUCAAUUGAUUCUGCUCAAUUAGACGAUAUGUAGUUAAGAAUUUUGUUGCCCUAUAUCUAAGUUAUCACCUGCUUUCCAGUUAUGUGUAGAUCGAGCAUUGUUAUACAUAAAGCAAUCUAGCCAAACUCUUCAGGGCAUUUACAUGUUUUCGCAGUAUGUAAAAAUUUUCUUGUCUGAUGCAAGGAACUGAAUUUGCAUGCAUGUAACAUUAAAUUGGCCUUGAAGUUGGUCUAAUUCAUUUCUGAAUGAUGUUUGCAUGUC